Molecule: messenger RNA, 303 nt
Organism: Protopolystoma xenopodis
Lineage: Eukaryota; Metazoa; Platyhelminthes; Monogenea; Polystomatidea; Polystomatidae
Source: the annotation of a GenBank genome assembly
AUGCCAGCGUUUACCAACAGGCAACAAUUGCGCUUUUUUUUCAGAAUAGGAAACAACGUCCGUCCAGGUUCGGGCAUGGGUCUGAAUAUGUUCAGAGAAAUCUCUUGUAAUCGACAAUUGGUGGCCGUUCAGCGAGUGGUUUUUCCCGUAAGCUCUUCUUCUGUAUCGUUUCAGCAGAAGUCAGUUACGUUCGAGUGGCCUUGGCGCGACACCAGUGGACCAGGUCUGGCUCACAGGCCUUUCUUCGGAAUCAUCGUCUGCUUCAUUCGUGAUCUGGAUCUCUUUUCCGGCUACAGAUACUAG